This is a messenger RNA of Candoia aspera, 18836 nucleotides long. RefSeq names its product tet methylcytosine dioxygenase 1 (gene TET1). Gene Ontology annotation, molecular function: DNA binding; DNA 5-methylcytosine dioxygenase activity; zinc ion binding. Gene Ontology annotation, cellular component: nucleus. NCBI's taxonomy places the organism in Eukaryota, Metazoa, Chordata, Lepidosauria, Squamata, Candoiidae. Gene Ontology annotation, biological process: positive regulation of transcription by RNA polymerase II. The coding region runs from base 338 to 7042 and encodes 2234 amino acids. The transcript has 12 exons. The record is from RefSeq and is a predicted model, not a curated record.
CGGGGAAGUUACGAAUCACCCGGGGAGAGCACAUUUUCUUUGCCCCUUGCUCGGGGUCGGGGGGUGGGUGGGUUUCUCUUUACUUUGGAGGGGUUUUUCCCCCCCCUCUCCUGUCCGCAAAUACCAGUUGGCUGGAUGAGCCAUGGAGGUUUACUUGCUUUCCUGCAGUCGCGGAAUGCAAAGCCAUGCCUGUUAGUCUCUUCCUGAAAACGCUGCGAGACUGCUCUGUAUUAUACAGAGAAUGUCCAGACAAACAUGCAGGCUCCUUUUGAAAUGAAGAACAUUUGCAAGGCUCCAUGAACUCUAAUUCCAGUGUCGCAUCUAGAGUUUGAUAGAAAUGGCCAGGGAUGCCAGAUCUUCACGAUUAAUUAAAAAAGAGAAGAUAAGCAAAAAGAAACCGAGUCCCGUUAAAAAGAAAUCUUGCCAAGGAAUAAAAGAUGCCAAGAAAGUGUCCUCAAAGACGGAAUGUUCUACAAGCUACAGAAAGUUAACAGAAGAACAGAAGGAUGGCAAGAAAAACUCCCAAGGACAUAAACCUCCACUAAGUUCGUCAUGCCGAUUUCUCCGGAGCAGUGUAACCAAAGCCUUUUCUGGAACGUCUUGGAUGAAUCUGGAAUUAACUGAUAAUGUUCUCUUCCACAAUCAGCCUCCUUUGAGCUAUAGCGGGUUUUCCAUGACUCUUCGUAGGAAACCGUUUUCCCAUAGACUGUUUCAAGCAUCGACAAUCACAAGAGCUAAGAAGGGUGGCUCAGGGAAAAGAGGAAAACCCAGAUCAGGAAUUUCCUGCGCAUUAGAAAGGAAAGAAGCUGAACAGACUACGAGAGCUUUUGCACGAGACUUAAACUUGAAUAGUGAAUUACCUUCUCCCAAAGGAGACAAGACUCCAUGUUCUCAGGAAGCAGGCCGGUCCUCUGUAGAUGAUAAUCAAGCCAAAAAGAGAAGGACAGUGCCCUCUCCCAAAAAUUCUGAUUCUAACAAUGGCAUGAUGGAUACCUGUAAUUUUGGAAUACUAAAGGAAGAACACAAAUGUAAAGAAUUUGUAUCCAGUGGGCAGACCCUGAAAGAUUUGUUUACUAAUACCUCAAAUGAAACUUUGCCUGAGCCUCUUCUCCCCGAUUUACACCUUGACUUUGACACUACUUUAAGGGUACAGGAAAGUGAAUUAGGAACAUCUGUAAAACCGUAUGCCAAGAGUAACUUGAAUUUAUCUCCUGUCCACCCAGAACAUUUCUGUUCACAUUCCAUUUCCAUGCUGAGCCUUUCCUCAGAAUCAAACCCAGUGUUGUAUAAGAAAAGACCAGAGACCUCUGUCGAAUCUCAUUCCAAAACUGGACAUGAUAUGGUGCUAACUCCCUGUGAAUCCGAUGCUGCCGUUUUGAUUACCUCUGAACUGAUUUCAAAAUUGCAUCUGGAUGACCCAUGUGUGUUAUCGGAACCUCUGAUCAAACCAGACGCUGAGCCUCUUAUUACAGAAGAGAAGAAUUUGCAGUGUGCCUCUGUAUCAGAAGCUUGCUUAAAAGAACCAGGCCUUGUAGGAGACCCUCCUAUACCAGGGGACUUGGAGCUGGUGCCAGGCGACCAAGCACUUGAUUCUUCUUUCUACCCCAGUCAAAUGUAUUCAAGCUGCGACCAACCAAACGAACAGUCAGUCUGUGAACAAAUGUCUAGCAUUUCUUUGAGUAAUUUCAUCUUGGAAGAUCUUGAACGGACUCUUGAAAGGAUUGCUGCAGAAACAUUAAUUUUAGAUCCAGCCUCUGCACCCUUUAAUCUAGAAAGAAACACCACCAGCUCAAGUCUAGUAAGCAGUGGGGCUUUCAAAGAAACUUUUUCACAAUCCCAUAAUUCAAGGCCACUACUGGGUAUAGGAGGGGGGAAAGAUGCAAGGACAGUCCUACCUAACAAAUCCAUUCCAAAGCCUCUGGAUCCCUUGCCGCAGUUGGGAAGAGAUGGAAAAGCCACAAACUAUACCCAGGAUCCCAGGAAAUGUGACGCCAAUCCAUCUGUGGCAUCUGAGCCAUUAUCUUUUGAGUUUCCAACUGGUGGGUGCCUUGCCUCUUUGCAACCUGUGCUAGAAAAGAAAAAAAGAAGGCGCUGUGGAGUCUGUGAACCUUGUCUGCGGAAAACUAACUGUGAAGAGUGUAGCUGUUGUAGGAAACGCAAAACUAGUCACCGGAUAUGUAAAAAGAGAAAAUGUGAAGAACUGAAGAAGCCUCCACCAUCUCUUCCAUCCUUAAGGCUGCCUGUAGAGGUGCUAACUGAAAACAAAAGGCCUCAGAGAAGAAAGCGAAGAGUUCCAAAGGGAGAUCUAAAAAGCAAACUAGUAAAUGGCUGCAGAGCAGAGCUUGUGGAAUGUGUUGCAAAUGGCCAUGGUGAAAAAUACAAGUUGAAAGCAAACCAGUCACUGCCCUGGGAAGAUGUGCAGACAAAUGAAAAAGGAAGUAUGGCCAGCUUAGAAACUGAGAAGUGGGUGCAGAAUGAAAAGCCAUCGCUUAGCAUCCAUGUGAACGGAGAUCUCUGUAAAGCUGGAACCAGGGAUGAGAACUUAAAGCAUUUUGAAAAGGAUGCAGAAUUGGUUUAUUCCUCCAGCGUAAUAGAUGAGCCCCCCAAAUCAUUUGCACAUACUGCUAGAAAUGGCAUUAAAAGCAUACCAUAUUCACCAGCAGAAUGUGACACAUCACUGAAAUCAGAUGUGUGCACACUGAAAAAAGCAGAUGUGAACACUACUGCAGAGCUGGCAAACAGCUGCCAUGAAAGUAACUCCAGUGCCUCCUGGAGUGAUGCUGCUCAGCUGAACAACAUCUACCCUUUGGCAACUGGAUCAUGUGGUGCUAUUCCAGAAAAAAGGGAUUAUGUUGUAGGACGCCAGACAGAAAACCCAAAUGCCAUUCAGGAAGCUGAAAACUCACUUUUGCAAACCAUUUCACUUUUACAUUUGCAAGACAAGCCACCCUGUGCUCCUGUGCUUGAAAGGGGUGCUUGCCUUGAUGAUGGUGCUUCAGAUAUCCCUAGUAAAGAUUCCCAACCUGAAGAUUUGUCACUUCAGUCAACUUUUUUAUCUCUGAUUAAAAAUAGAAAUUUAACUGUGGAACAGGUUGUAGCUAUUGAGGCAUUAACACGUUUGUCAGAGGUCCCAUUAGGACCUUCUUCACCAGCUAAACCAGAGAGAGUUGAGUGUCUAGAGCAGCAAACAUCAUGUUUGCUGAACAGUUACAAAAAGGACAGACCGUGUCCCUUACAAUCAUCUGCACUGAAAGUAAUAAAAGGGACUUGCCCACCAAAAGAUCAGCCGCUUUUUUCUCAUCCCGCCUCACAGAGAAGAAUCCACCCUAAGGGUUUGCUCUACAAGGGCCAAGGUGCUAUUUCUGAGUUCCCCGGUAAAUCCCCAGGUCCAUCUCACUUACUGCGUAGAUUGCACUGCACCUCAAGAGACACCAAAUCUUUCUCUGCUUUAGUGUCUGGUGGAAAUUCAGGUAUUACUACCAAGAAAUAUCCGCUUCAUCAUAAAACUGCUAUUGGGCCAUGUUCCAAAAACUCAAGUACCGUCAGACAGUGGUGGAACAGAGGAGAGAUGCUGGGUAAAUGGGAGGGAAAGGCUGUUCACAACCUGAAUUUAAAAAGUAAUUCUGUCCUUCGGGGCGGUGUUCACAGCCAAGACGAAGAAGAGGUAGCUACCCAGUUAACUCAACUCGCAGCAAUAAUUGAAUCAAGCAGAACGAGCCCCGAUCCGAAGACCCCGCUUCUCAGCCGAUUACCGCCUGAUAUGCAAUCAAAAAAUAAACAGGAUCAGUGCCUAUUGCAGAAGAAACAAUCGGUAUUUGGGAGGAACAAUUACAGCUCCUUGUUAGUCAAACAAAGGCAGCCGCCUCGGAAGAAUGACAAAUCGGUCCCAAGGGCCAGAAGAUUGAAGAAGAAGCCUCAAGUCAUACCUGACCAACCGAGUCAGCUGCAGCAAGAAUGCCAUUAUAGUGAAUUGCAGGAGGUCCAGAAAAAGCCUAAACUGCGCAGGCUUGGGCGCAUUGUGUCACAAGAUUCAAAGCUGUCGGCCUUGGGGAAAAAAUCUUCCAAAAGCAAAGUAUACAAGGUGCGGAAUCGGAGUGCUUUGCCAUCCCAGCAAAAACCGGCUGUAUUAUUUCUUCCUAAAACUCAGAUAAUAUUCCAUAGGCCUUUACCGGCCUCAAUACAAGACAAAAUAAAAAACAAGCCAUUAGGCUGUGAAAUGGUGCGGGAGCCCCUCAGAGCCAUGGGCUCCAGUGAUGCACAAGGCACCACCAGCCAGAGUGGGAUCCCAGGGGCUCUUCAACAUGGAGUCCUGCUUUCUAGUAAUCUGCUGACUGUUCCUCAUUUAAAAACAGACUUUUGCAUAAAACAAGGAAGUGAAAACGGGCAGAUGUUUACAGAAAAAGACAAGAAUUCUCAGGUACAACAAACCAUGAAUAUUCCUCAGAUGCAUCCUUUUCCUCAGAUCUUCAAUCAGAGAGCUGGUGACAUCUACGAGGAAACCCAAGCUAAGCCACAGGAUACUGUGGAACAAAAGGAUCAAAAUCUGCAACUGAUCCCUCUUCACAGUGAUGAUGCUUUGUCAGGGGAUACCAUGCAUACUCCUAGAAAUGUGGAGCGUGUAAGCGAAGCUACAUUUCCAACAUUAAGAACUGUAGAGACUGAAAAGCAACAGGGUACUGGGAACUUAAGAUGUUCUCCAACAAAAAAUACACUCAGUAGUUUUCUCGAAUCUCCCAUGAGAUUCUUAGAUACCCCUACAAAGAAUUUAAUUGAUACACCUACAAAGAAAGGGCAGAGUAAUUUUCCAACCUGUGACUGCGUGGAACAAAUCAUAGAGAAGGAUGAGGGGCCAUACUAUACACACCUUGGAACGGGCCCAAAUAUUGCUGCAGUCAGAGAAAUAAUGGAGGACAGGUAUGGAGCAAAAGGAAGUGCUGUAAGAAUAGAGGUAGUGGUGUAUACAGGCAGAGAAGGAAAAAGUUCUCAGGGGUGUCCAAUUGCCAAGUGGGUGAUACGGAGAAGUAGUGAUGAAGAAAAACUGCUGUGCUUAGUUCGUCAGCGUGCAGGACAUCACUGCCAAACUGCUGUGAUUGUGAUACUUAUUUUGGCUUGGGAAGGGAUUCCACACCUUCUUGCUGACACGUUGUACAAGGAACUGACUCAGAGUCUCAGAAAAUAUGGCUGUCCAACCAGCCGUAGAUGUGCAUUAAAUGAAGAUCGUACUUGUGCCUGUCAAGGUCUUGAUCCAGAGACAUGUGGAGCAUCAUUUUCAUUUGGCUGUUCUUGGAGCAUGUAUUACAACGGCUGUAAGUUUGCCAGAAGCAAAACCCCCAGGAAAUUUAGACUUCUCACAGAUGAUCACACACAAGAAGAAAAUCUGGAAAACAAUUUGCAGACUUUGGCUACCGAUGUGGCUCCGUUAUAUCAGAAACUUGCCCCUGAUGCUUUCCAGAACCAGGUGGAAAAUGAGCAUCUGGGUCCUGACUGUCGGCUUGGGACCAAGAAUGGCCGGCCUUUCUCUGGGGUGACAGCUUGCAUUGAUUUCUGUGCCCACGCACACAAGGAUACUCACAACAUGCACAAUGGAAGCACUGUGGUUUGUACUUUAACAAAAGAAGACAACCGUACAGUAGGUGUGAUACCAAAUGAUGAGCAGCUUCAUGUGUUACCUCUUUACAAAAUUUCACAGACAGAUGAAUUUGGCACAGAAGAGGGGCUGGAAGCCAAGAUUAAAACUGGGGCAAUACAGGUGCUAACUGCUUUCCCCCGAGAAGUGAGAAUGUUAGCUGAACCACGUAGGGCAACAAAGAAAAAACCAGAAGCAAAGAAGCAAAGUUUAGCCGAAAAAAAGCAUUCUAUGCCUGUCAGGGGGAAAACUGGAGUGCCAGAAAAUACCAGGAAAAUGUCACAAAGUUUGGGGAGCAAAAAGAAUAUAGUGCACCCUGAGACAAAAAUGGAGACUGCUGAACACUUCUCUGCCAUAAAACCUAAUUCAGGCGCUACUACCAAUUGCCCUCUGUUAAAGCAACAUGCUCCUUGCUCUCCUUUAAAACUGGAUAGCUUACCCUCUUGCUCUCCAUUAAGCGGUGGUCUAAUGCCAGUGACUAAUAGCCAAGAAGAUGUUUCUACUCCCUACGGGUAUUUACAAUGCAGUAGUAAUAAACCUCAUGUGACAUCCAAAGGUAAUAACUUUGACUUGUCCGCUGGUGAUUAUACUGGAAUUUUGAUGGAUGAGAAGAGAAAUGGUGUGCCCCCAUUUCUUCAAGACCUGACUAUGUUGAGGUCGGCAGUCAACACAGAGAGUCCGCCCCUCACCACUGAACAUGAAGUAGUUAACAAGCAAAAUUGUGAAAUUAACUUAAAAUCCUCUUCUGCCUCACAGGUGGCUAGAUCUUGUGAGUCAGCAGUGCCACUGAAUGCCCCAGAAGAUGUCUCUAGAAAUGAAAUUUGUUCUUCCCAAGAGCACCCAAUGCAAAAAAGUGGCUUGCGGCCAAGUCCAGGCUGUGGUUCUGCCACUAUGGAGAACAAGUCCAGCAGCCAGUUCUUAAAACACACAGAUUCUGAAGAAAAAGCAGAAGAAAUGUGGUCCGACAGCGAGCAUAACUUUUUAGAUAAUGACAUUGGCGGGGUAGCUGUAGCACCGUCACAUGGUUCCAUCUUAAUUGAAUGUGCACGGCGUGAACUGCAUGCCACAACUCCUCUUAAAAAGCCAAACAGGAAUCAUCCCACGCGGAUCUCUUUAGUCUUUUACCAACACAAAAACUUAAAUGAGCCAAAACAUGGGAUAGCACUGUGGGAGGCCAAGAUGGCCGAGAGAGCGAAAGAGAAAGAAGCCGGAAAAUCAGGAACUGAAACUACCAAUCUACCAGCCAAUGACAAGAAUGCGAAUCAGACCAAUGCAACCCAAGAGAUUUUCUAUGAAGAAAAUGAAUUCAACCAAAUUCCAUCUCGCAGAGCAUUAACAGUAACUCAUGAUAAUAUCGUAACAGUGUCUACUUAUGCCCUCACACGAGUUGCAGGGCCUUAUAACCAUUGGGCGUAAGCUUUUAUAGCAACGACAUAACUUUUGCCUUGGAGCAGUGUUACACAAUCCUUAAGGUGCUGUUAAAGAACAAAGUCUCAUGUGGUUUACUCUUUGUUCAUCUCAACCAUUUUGAAGGCUGAGGUAAAAAUUAUUAUUUUUUAACUGUGACUUUAUAUAUUUUAACAUCUGGUGAUUCUCAAGUGUGUGUGUAUAUGUGCGCAUGUAUUCAUAUGCAGCGCACACACGCGCACACAUUGUAUCUUUAAGAAAAUUUGGCUAGGUUAUUAACUCUGAUUAAAUUACUUGGUUUAUUACCUUUUUGGAAUUUAUACUUUGGUGCUUUGAAUUGUCUGUUUAUUAUAAAUGGGCUUUUCAUAAAGAUUUUAAAUGAUUUCUUCUUUUAUUAUGUAAAAUCAAGUUAUACAGUAUUAGCUAUACACAGCUCUUGGUGCUUAAUCACAUUGAACAGUUUAAAAUAAGCUGAUUUUAUUUCUUCAUGGUGCCAUUGCUCUUACAGCUUCCAAUCACUGCUGUGAAUCCCAGUUUAAGGAGAAAGAACCAAUGAUGAUUUAUUUGUAUAUAGAUUUUUUUCAUGUAUGUAUAGUUUGUGUGUGCAUGUGCGUAUGAUCCACAUGUAUUCACAUGCAAACAAAUAUCACUCAUAAUGAUUGGAGGGUAUAAAUGUAAAUAUAUAUAUUUAAAAGCACUUUCUAUUUUUAAAGUUAACUUGAAAUAGUAUAAGGAUCACAUUUGUCUAAGGUUUGUGCAUUCUCUACCAAGGAAUUUAUUUUUUCUUACUAUGUAAAGUUCCAUAUUGCUACAACAAUUCAUCGAUACUGAGGAUACUUGGGUUUUAGAUUCUUCCCUUCCCUUUUUUCCAUUAUUUUUGUUUCUAAAUAAAAGGGUAAAAAAGUCCAGAAAAUUCAAUAUUUGCAGAUAUAAAUUAAGCAGUUUAUCUAUACUUGUAUUUCUAGGGUCUUUUUUUUUAAAGAAUUUAUUUGCUAGAGUUUAUAAUUGGAGCAAUAAGGGCAAAUGUUGUCUCAUCGGGAGCAUUCAAAGUUUCACGGGACAAACCAAUCAGGCGUCAUCCAGAUGGGCUGGCAUACAGCUGCCAGGAUGCAGUUCCAUCCAUCUGGAAGUCACCAUGUUAGGAAAGGAUUUUUCUAGAGCCUCAGUGGCAUAAAUUGCAAUGCCUUGUUAAUAUGUUGGAUUUGAAGAGAUCUGCCCUAUCAGCAAUGUUAGAAUACAUCUGAGUUGAUUAAGCAUCCAGAAUGUUCUUCAGUGGUGAACUGUCCACUAGAGAGGGUUUUAUCAACCCAGUCUAGGCAGGUUUACUCGAAGCUCAGUCCCACUGUGCCCAGUGGGGCUUGCUGCCAGGUAAGUGAACAUCUGAUUGUAUUGUAUCUCCUCCCCCCCGCCCGUGUCAGAAUAAGAAACACCAAUAUUCAAGAGAUUAAUUCCACAAAAUGUGCAUAGUUCCACAGCCCACUUGGCACCUCCAGUCAGGAAAUGAGAUCUGCGAUAGGCAGCAGUCUCGUUUCUGCCGUCUGUGUUUGAGACCCAUCCGUAGUGUGAUGGGUGAGUUCUUGGUGGCAAAAUAACCAUGUGACAUACACUUCCCUCUUUGCAUCAUGCCCUUUUCUGAACGAUAACCUCUAUAGCAUUACAGGUGCAGAGCAUUUGCAAAUGUUUUCCAACCUGGGAACUCUGAGCAGUAUUCCUGUUUGCACUCCAUGUGCCAGAGCUUGUUAAUUGAAUUUCUAAAGUGCAGUGGCUGGAUUGAUCAGCUCAGGUUUUUGUUUCAGUCAAGAACUAGGGAAGACAGCUGCCAAGAUGUAAUCAGGAUAAAUGGGAUUUGGCUGAAGAGAUUUAGCUGCCCAUGCCCAGAGGUCCAUUCUGUAGACAGAAGUUAACUAGAUCGAAGAUUCAGUACUAGAGGCAGGAUUAUGUCUUCCAGCAGACUUGAAAGCUGUCAACUAGCUUAGGUACAUCAUGGGCUACACGUUGGUUACCCACAACUGGGUUUUCCCAACAUCUUGCUACUGCUUCUCAUUUCUCAGCACCUGUCAUCUGGGGUGUCCACAUCCUUUGUUUAACAGCAGCAACAUUAAAUGAUCCAAUAAUCACAGAGCUUUGAUAUUAAAUACUGAAAAUCUCAAGUGUGAUACAACAGCAUCUGUGUGAUCAACACUGCUCUCGUCAGCUCUGAUGAGAAGCAGAACUAUUAAAACAUAGUUCAGGACUCUGGGCAGCCAGAAUCAGGAGAAUCCGGUAUACUUCUGAAUGAGGAAAAGGGAAGAAGCUAAUUCCAAAUUAACAAUAUCAGGUUUUUAGACAGCUGGAUGGCAGGGAUUUUAUCAGUCCUAAUUAUUUGGAUGCCAUAGUCUAAAGGAUAUAUAUUAUUGAAGCUAAACCAGUGAGUUUGAUCAGUCCAAUUUGAGCAGGGCUGUGAGUAUGUGUGAAUCAUACCUUGAUUCCAAGUAAUGAAUUAACCAAAUCACGUAGCAUCCAUUUGUCCUGAUGGCAACAUCUUAAUUUUAAACAUUAGGGGACUAUCUCAGGCUUUUCUUUUUGUAUAGUUUGGUAAUUUGAAUUAGCCAGUUAUUAUCAUAUUAUCAUAUUAUGAGCCUUUGUGAGUAACACACCCUAUAGUUUAUAUUCAAGAACUGGGCUAUUUACUGAUAAUUGACCAAUCCAACCUAAUCAGGGCAGGCAUGAGGUUAACUUUUUUGGUUUUACAUCCCUCUCUCCCUCUCCAUGAUGUACAUAAGUGCCACAGGAAUAACCAGAAAUAAAAGAUUUAUGAUAACAUACUUGAUAAUAUCUUACAGUGGUGCUGUAACAAAUAAAUGUCUAGAUCUGUUUUUUUUUUUACAAAAUCUAGACAUGGUGCUUUUAUUAUUAUUGUCUACCCUUGCUGUGUAUUUAAUCUGAAAAGAUAAUUUGGUCAAGAAAGAAAUAGUUGAUUUAUAUGGCUUGCCCUAGCCUUCUCCAAAGAAUUUGCUGACUGGAGGAUUAUUGGAGUGGAAGUAAAAGAACAUAUUAAAGGCACUAAGUUGGGGAACACCGGUUUCCCCUUUGUCACUUAGGAUUCCAAAUGUUCAGAAUGUGGAAUUCAUUCCAGUUACUCAUGUAGCUCAUUUGCGUAACAUUAGACAUUUACACUGGUCUAGAGCAACUCCACUCUGUCCAUCCCAAAUGGGCAGUCACCACUGUUCUGUCUAGCAAAUAAGUUGUCAGGCAAAGUGAAGAUAAGAACAGUAUGUUUUGAUGCUGCUGUGUGUCUGUCCCCUCCCCGUCUCUGACCUAAUAGCUGAUGGAUGCCGUUAUAGGUGAUGCUGAUCAUGUUAAAUGAUAUGCAUGUAUGCUAGGCAGCCUGGUGCUAGAUUUUUUUUAUGUUUGCCCAUUGCAUUCCCACUUAGGCAGCUGAAUACACAAAAAACAUUUCUGCUUGCAGAUAGAUGUUAGAGAAAUUUGCCUAAGUCAGUGAGGAUUAAGAUUUUGAGAUGUUUUAUUGAAAUCAGGGGUAUGUAAUCCAGCACGUUUCACUGAUUUUGGUGAGGGCUGAGAAAGCUCAACCUGUUUUGAUCUAUGAUCUUACGAAGAGGUACCCUCUGAAUAUCAUCAUUCAUGGCUGGCCAACAAUUUUGGAUCACAUCUUCAUACUUGUUAGUCAAGAUACCGUUAGCAAUCUUUAUGCAACAGCUUAUUGAAUAACUGGAGUCAUAACAUUCUAAAAAAGUAUAUAAAGAGAAAAAGAACCCAAUCUUUCUAUUUUUAAAGCGAACUUUGUAAAAAAAAACAAAAAAAACCCCAUAUGCUGCAUUUUUCUUAGUUCAAAGAUUAUGGUUGGUUCAGAUAGAGAAUAUAUAAGGAUUGUAAAUAAUAAAAGUCAAUAUUAUAUCACCAUUUUGUACCAGCAGUUUUCUGCUUCUUGGAUAUAUACAUUAAAUUGGUAUGGUAAUUUUGUGUGCCUUAGAUUUACAUUUUAAGAACUGUAUAUUUUUUGUGAACCUAAAAUUUAUUAAAAAAAUAAUAGCUGUCAUUACAAUAAGUAGGGUGAAAUCAUCCAGCAACUCAAGUGUACACUUUUCUUUAAUUUAGUCAUCCUUUCUAGUAAUUCUGAGGAAAAAAGUUUCCUGGGAAAAUCCUCCACUGUGUAUGUGGAAAACUUCUACACUUCAUCCUAGUUCUGCUCAACCCAGAUACAAGCGCCACAACCCCUCCCUCAGUUAUAAUUUCUGCAUUAUAGGUGUAUGCUAUUUAGUUUGCUGAUCUUUUUAUGCUUAUAGUAAGUCCCAUUGAACAGUUUGGGUUUAUUUCUGAAUGAAUGUAUGUAGGAUGGCAUCGUUACAACCUGAAAUUUAUGGAGCAUACACUACUAAUAAAAUAUUUAGGAUUAAAUUCCUUUUGAUUCCUUUUCUAUAGGUACUACAGUAGAAAAUUCAGAUUGUGACAGUAGUAGAUAAAGAUGGUUCAAAUUAUGAAGAUUGGCAUUUCUAAAUCAAAGAUCUCUAAUCCCUGUCCUUGAGUAGGUUGGUGCUUUCACUUGUUUUUACCUAUAGAAAAAUUACUGCUAUAUUGCCAGUAAAUACCAGCUCUUAAAACGACAAUGCUAAACAGGGGGACAACGUGUCUUUACAGUCGAGCAAGGAGUACGAUUUGUUACUUGGACGUCCACUGGUUUUGAGAUCAUCUUAUUAGGUUCCAAAGAGUGUACUUGAAUGAAUUAAAGAUGGAACUGCAUGAUUGUUUUUAGCAGCUAGUAAAUAUUUCAUUAGAUACAUCAGGUUACCCAAACGUUGCAAUUAUACUGCUGAAAUUAAGAAAUGUUUUCUAAGUUUUGUUCUGGGUUCAGCCCUAUAUUUUAAUCAGCAUCAAUUUGUAAAACAGUACUGCUUACAAAAUGAUAGUUGCACCUAAAAGGUAACGUUUCUCAUAUUAUCUCACUUAACUGCUGCUUUACAAGCAAGCAUCCAUCAAGCAUGCAGAGUGAGAAUAUACUGUAUAUACAACUGUAAGUUAUUUAUUGUAGCAUUUCAAAAUAUUUAUCCUUUGUACCUAGACACUGAUGUACUUUUGUGAAUUAGCUUGUAGCAGCAAUGACUUUUAAUAACUUUUCUUGCUUUGUAAGAGCAACUCCUUGGGCUGAUGCAAGCAUCAAAACUUUCAGACACCUGCAGCAGCCUAAACCCUAUAUGGUCUAAGAUUCAAUGUUGGCUGUUCUGGAGCUGCCAAGGACCCAGAAAGGAAAUCAUAUGCAUAGUUUCCAUGAUUUGUUGAAACAAGACCCUAUUGAUUAGAUUGUCUGUAAAGAGCUUGCUUGAGGCAUCUAAUUAGUUCGGUCCUGUAAUGAAUGCAGGGGUGUUACUUAAAUUUGGCAACAACCUUUUCAGAAACUAAUUCAGUGUGUUAGCCCUUCAAAAUGAGAAAUAUCAAAGUAGUUAAUUGUCAGAACAUACUGAUAUGUCUUUUAAAAUGCUAUAUUCUUUCAACAAAGAUUUAAAAAACACGGAGUCACAACAACAUCACUAAGACAGGAAUUUUCAAACAUUGCAGUGCCAUGAACUACAAGCAAUUCAAAUUUGAUUGACCUUUUUCUUUACCUGGAUAUCAUAGAUUCAGAAACUGCUCUAGAUAAUACAAAUUAACUAAAUUGAAACCCUUGAAAAAUGUAGUGACUGACAGAAAAAAAAUCUCCCAUAUAAAAAACUCCUUUUGAACAGAAUGGCAUUUCUUAAUAAUAAAAUGUUGCAAUAUUUGCUCCCAGUUGCUUUAAUGAAGAUGUAAAGAUAAAUAGCUUUGAUAUCCUUGAGUGUGCAUGAUGAAAGUAUGAAUGUUUAAAGAAAUAUUUUCCCCUUUUUUUAAAUUCCCGAUACGCUGCAUAGAUGGUUGAAGCAAUCUGAAAGGCUUUACUAGUUAAGAGCCAUCAACCUCAAUCCAAAACUCAUUAGCCACACUUCUGUUUAAAACGUGGUUGACUUAAUGCAAUAUUGUUCAUAGAAAUGUCAGUUGUGUGUGUCAGGAUCUACUAAAGAGGAAUCCAUAGAAGGUAAAAUUUUAAUUAGGAGGUUAAAUCCCAGUAUUUUCAAUACUAUUAGAGCUGAGACAGCCAUUUCCACUCUACGUGGUCCAGGAUCUUGGCCCAGUUCUGUCAGAGUUCUGGCUUAGCCUGUGUGUGCAGAGCCCAAUCUUUGCCACACACACUGGAUUUUCCUUCCCACUCUUAACUGCUCUUUCCAGGGCAACAAGAAAAGGUGAGUUGUUGGCUCAGUUGUAAAGUGGGCAACAAUUUUAACAGCUUGUUCUCAUGAACUGGACCAAAAUGGUAGAUCAGACCUGAAUGAAUGCUCUCUUCAUUUCAACUCACUUGAGGUCUGUGAAAAUAUUCCUAGCAGCCAAAUAGCAGCACAUACAGUAGGUCUUCUGCAGAUAACUUGGUUUCAAAUAUUGGGGUGAGCUUCGCAGGCAUAUAGUCUAUUGUAUCCCUUACAGGCUGGCGCUAGGGUAGUCUUAGCCUUGACUUGGGUACACAUGCAAAUAUGACAGCUGAUAUUGUGAAGCCUCUCCAUUGAAGCGGUGUUUUGUUCUUACUGCUUUUUGAGCUGUUUCUACCUGCCCUACUGCAACUUUGCCAUUCUGCUUAGAAGUAAUUUUGCAAUAGCCAGGAUGUUUUCUAGGGUAGUGUUUCUUGAAAUCAUCAGAUGUAGGCAAACAGUUGUAUCUCCUCUGUAUUAAAAAGAACCAGUCCUUCGUACAAUGAACCUUCUGUAUCUCUACUUUGGCACAUUAUUUCUAAAGAAAUAAUCUAAAAAAGGUCCUAUGUCUUGCAAUAGCAUUAUAAACUUACAGCCAUGCAUUAGGAGUUUCAGCUUCCUACAAUUACUGUGUAUUAUCUACUUUUCACAUUUAUCUUGACCUUCAUGAUCUCAUUCUAAUAAAAGUGGGUAUUAGUUAAAUCCUAAGGAGAUCAGUUGAGUUUCAGUUACCCCUGACACUGAUUGCACUGAGAGCAAAAAUAAUUAGUGCUCUGGAUUGGGACUAAUAUAUCAUCUGUUUUGAGCAGCUUCCGUUGUUUGAAGACUUCAGCUCUUCUGUCUUUGUAAUGGAAAUAGUAAAGUUCUUUGGCCCUCCAAAUGUUAGAUUUCAGUUUUCAUCAUUCAGCCAACCUAGAAAAUAGGGAGGAUAGAAGGAGCACACCAUUGUAUUACUAAUUACAUUUAGAUGUAAUUAUUUCCUUUGAGCCUUGUCAAUCAGUUAUGUAGUGUGUUAAUUAUGGCCCUGGUUAAAUAGCACAGCAACAUUUAUUGAUACUUUACAUUAAACUGUAGAGAAUAAUCCAUUCACACUAAACUGUAGAGAGAAAUCCAUUGUCAUAUUUACGUUUACUCAUAGAAUGGGACUUCACAUUUCACCUAUUUCCCUGAAUUUGUUUUAGAUUGCCCUCUAACCUCCUGAGCAGAUUUCAGAGCUCAGGAAGGGUCAGAGUGAAGGGGAACAAAUUGCUCUCCUCUCACUCACUGACCGAAGCUUUACUGACAUUUGAAGAGGUUAAACUGGUUAGAACAGAUGAAAUACUGAUUCUGUGAGUGUACAAAAUCCUUGCUCAUUUGGCCCAAGAACAAGCAUUCUUUCUCCCUCUUCAAAUUAGGGGCUAGGCAGCUGGAUCCUCAUAUUUUUCUUAUAUGCCUUAACUAUAUGGUAGUAUGGGCAGUAAAAUCUUAACAUUUUAUAUCAAUCAAGAGGGAAGAAAAUCUAUUCUUAUUAAAACUGGGUGAGUGUUUACCAGAGAAGAUAUAGUUUUAUAUACUUCUUAUGGUAUUCUACAAAUAAGAAUAUAAUAUAGUAGCAAAGCUCAUUUGCUUCUGACUGCAUAGGCAUAUGCACUGAAGGGACAUGAGUGAACCAGACCAGGGGGUAGAGGUUUGAAACUGAAAAACUAGCCGGAGGACCAACCCAUUAUUACUGAAGAAAGAUGGGAUGUCAAAAAGUUAAUGUAUCUGCUUUUUCUCUGUAGCACUGGGUCAGCUAUGUUCCUUUAUCCACAAAUAUUUCAUCAGCAAAUGUCCAGAAUGAAAAGGGACUGAAUCUAAAGGAUCUAUAUCUGAGUUGUCCUUCAGGAAGUUUGCAGUUGAGGAACAUAUUUUAAACAGUAAGGGAGAAUUCUUUCCCAUCCCAUAAAUUGAAUGAAGUAGAUUAUUGGCUAAUAAAAGUAAUGUACAUGCCAAAAUAAAUAAGUUUUUAUCCUUUUGAUGGACGUAUCUUUGUAGGGGGUGAUCCUUCCAAAUUACCUGUACAGUUAGAACUAAUUGUAAUUGUAAAAGUGUUCUGUAUAGAUAGAAUGCCAUUGUGCUACUGACAUACUUGCAACUCAUCAGCUAUCAAGAACAGUGCAGUUACAAAUCAACUUAGGGCCCUAUGAUCAUAAUCCCAUGUUAUUGUAACAUGAAAAAACAGUUUGCAUAUAAUUUACUACAAUUCAUGUAAGCUGAAGAAAAUGUAGAUUUUUUCCAUGUAUAAGCAUCAAUUAUCUCUACCCAUUUUCCAGGUCACUAAAGCAGGUACCUAUAACAUUUCCAUCUUAUGUCCAGCUUGAAGGUUUCUGGCAUAAAUGCAAUGCUGAAAUAAUAUAAUAAAAUAAACCAAAUGUGCAAUCCAUAAGGGAUUAUUUUCCUUGAUGUUUUUUGUUCCCAUAUCUUACCACAUACUAGAUAGUUUUCUCUUUCCUUGUGAAAAUUAGAGAUUAAAAUCAAUAGUUCAGAAUGUAGGUUUAUUGCUGCAGAGAUAUCACAGUCUGCUUUGCCGACAGAACGAAUGUGAUAACUGAUUUGUAUACAAGAUUGUUAAUUAAACCAUGAUACCAGUAGAAUGUGGGAUUCUGCUGAAAUUUUAAUGUUCGGGCAAUGUUGAAACAGAUAUUUUGCCAAUAAUGUCGUCUUGGUUAUAGUUCCCAAAGUUUUUUUAAAAAAUAGGAUUUAUAUUAUUUAAUUUCAUGCUCUGUUGUGGUAAAGGUUAAAAAGAAAAGUAAUCUUCCAUGCUAUUCACACACUGAUUUCAGAUGAGGUUAAUAACAAUAUAUAUUGUUAUAUGUUAUAUUCCUUCUGUCUCUCCAGACAGCAAAUCAUUAAAUGACUCCAAUCUGUCCUGAAAAGCAAAACACUGUUGAUAAAGGAUUGCUCCAAAAUUUUUGUACAUUCAGGUAUAAGUUUCUUGCAUGAAGCUUGUUUAUGUAUUACUCCAUGGCUCAAUUCUGGGGAAUUUCUAUUUUAUAGGAUUAAUAACGGACACAACUUUCAUGCUUUCACACAACUGCUUCUGCAUGUAACCAUUGUAUGUAACGUUCCAGGAAUACAAAAUAAAGCAAAAAUCUUUCUCUUGUUAAUGGGAGAUUCAUCUUAGAAAUACUCUCUUGCUAAAAGUAGAAUUAAAACUUGUUGUGGCCUAGAAGUGUAAGUACAAGCUCAUUUAGUUGAAUGGUUAGCAGGACAAUUGAAAUCUUUCAGUAGUCAAAGUUCAUUUGAAAAAGGAAUACAAGAUUACACUGGUCUUUGGGCCAGUCACUCUCUCUCAGCCCAACUCACCUCACAGGGUGGUUGUUGCCGGGAAAAUAGGAGGAGGAAGGAUUAUUAGGUAUGUUCUCCACCUUGAGCUGUAUAUGGGGGGGGGGGGGGGGAAAGGCAGGAUAAAAAUCUAAAAAAAAAAAGGACAUGCUCUGUAAUGAGGCAGUACCUAUAAUUAGGUUCCUGCUAUAAUUCCCAUGUUGUAAAAGCCUUACAUGGUAAAAUUGCAAAACUAGAACAAAGUGUGAAUGUCACUUAAUGGUUUUAGCAAAAGCUGGCAGUUUUGAGACUUUGUAUUUUAUGUCCUUUAAUGGUGAAUGUAUCUGUUGCCCAAGACUCUAAAACAGGAAAUGUUGGUCAUGCUUUGUAAAAUAUGCAUUAUCAUUACAAUAAAAUAUUUUGUUAUUAGAUUUUUUAAAAUCAUAUAUUUCAAGAUAUUGAAGAGCUUUUUUAAAAAAAAUCAAAUGGUGGUAUUUUUCAGAAGUAUGGUUAUUAUCUACAGCAGUGUUUCUCAACCGUGGCAACUUUAAGUAAGAUGUAAGGACUUGAACCCAGAAUUCCCCAGCCAGGUGUUGAAGUCCAUACAUCUUGCUUAAAGUUGCCAUGGUUGAGAAACACUGAUCUAGAGAUGUGUGAGGGGCAAAGCUGUUCACUCCAAGUUUCAGAAGCUGUUGAGCAUAAAAACAGGUUCAUUGGAUUGUAUUUCAGAUAAUCUGAACCAAAUGUGCAGUCUAGAAACAUGAGUAGUGACAAACAGCCAAACACAAACAUGCUUAUGCAAAACGUGCUGCUGAAUUCCGUGGAGCUUUGUAAUUCCCAAGGGAGUAUGCUUAAGAAUGCAGCUGUGCAGUUUGAUCUGAUACAUGUUUACGCAUAGGUAAAUCCCCACAAGUUCAGUGGGACUCACACUGGAGUAAUUGUGCAUAGGAUUCCACUUUGUAUUUAUAAAUGAAGUUGGGCUGAUACAUAUGUACUUAGAGGUAUUCCCCACUAAGAUCUGUGAGGCUUUUUUUCCAAGUGAGAGUGUGUAGAAUUAUACCCAAAAUGGAGGAAUCAGCCAAUUGUUUUAUUCAUUUCUUCAUCCUCUGUAACUGCAUCCUCAUUUGUAUGUCUGCUAAUUCUACCACAUUCCAUUUUAAAAUAAGUAAAGGUAGGCUUGAAAGCUUUUAUAUCAGCUUUUUUCCUCUCCCUGCUUGCUUGCUUUAUCAUGUAGCAACCUGAUCAAGACUUUCUGGACAUUAAAAAAAAAAAACUUUUUUGCGGGGGGGGGUGUCUUAAAUGUGUUUGAUGGAAGUGUUCAGUUUGGCUUGCUUUCUAGUUCUAUUGAAGAAAUGCUCUCUAAAUAAAAGUGCAUAGGAUCAGGGUGUGGGUCCCUUGGAUUUCAACUGAAAUUAGCUGUGACUAACCUUUGCUAGACUGUCUCUGAAAUGUAAACCCCUAUCAAUGGCCUGAGCAGUAACUUCAGUUCUAAUAACCUGAAAAAAAUUAAAUCGGAAGUAUUAUACUAAAUGAGAAAAAAAAACUUGAGUUCUGUUGUUGACUAAUAUUUCCUUGUAUUUGUGUGUGUGGUGUGGUGUGUGUCUGUGUGUGUGUGUCUUAAACAAAACUGGGCUGCGUAUUUAUUUUUCAUCAUUUAACUUAGAUUUUGAUUUUUUUUCCUUUAAACAAGCUACUAUAUUAAGAAGAUCUGAUGGUGGAAAAAUGAAAAGGCAGACACAUUUUUACCAUUUACCAUUAUAUUUAGUUAAUAAUAAAUGGAAGAAAAGCACUUCACUAUUUCACAAUACUUACAGGAAAAAGAAACUAUUUCAUUACUUUCGGAGAGAAAUACAUUUUCAGACAAGGGAACAUUUACCAGCAGUACUUGAAAACGUGUGAGUUUUGACUGCAUGUUACUUGAAAGAUCAUACUAAGCUACUCUUUGGUGCACAGCAGUGGUUGUAUAUGAUUUCUUGUUCAUAUAGCAAGAUGCAUUGAAAUUGUAUUGAAACAUACAUGUAAGGGUUGUUAUUGUGAAGAUGGUUUGUUCUGUUUUUUUAUUCUUCUUGUGUAUGUCCUCUCUGUUUAAACCUUAAAUGUUUCUUUAAAAAUGACCUAAAAAGGCAAGAUAAAAUUGCUGUCAUUGGAAAAUGUAUUUUAAUUUUUUGUCAUGGCUUUUUCCAAAAAAAAAAAAAAAAUCACAAAGUGUAUCAUUCCUGAUAAUACAGAACAUUGUGGAUGGUUUCAAAUAAAUUUUAUACUUCUAUUUUGCA